GUUCCAGAAACGUCGGCCCAGCUCAGCUCAAAGAGUCCAGAGACGGCCCCCUCAGACCAACCUGGAUGGUGCCAGGUGUCUUGGCAUAGGAGAAACCUGAGCUCCACCUGAUGGACUCAUUAACCUGGCGGAGGGACCUUUGCCCAACGCAUCAGCCCGUUCGCAGCUUCCUUCCUGCCAGGAGUUGCACCCUGUGGGGCAAACAGCAGAAGACUUUCCUGGGCCUUUGGAUUGUCCCGACUCUCCCAUGCGGGUUGCCGUGAUCGGAGCCGGGGUGAUGGGUCUGUCCACAGCCCUUUGCAUCCAUGACCGAUAUCCCUCCCUUGACCAGCCGCUGCAGCUGGAGAUUUACGCGGAUGAAUUCUGCCCCGGCACGACCAGCAGUGGGGCUGCUGGCCUUUGGCAGCCCUACCUGGACGACAGAGGAAACACGCAGGAAACGGUCUGGAACAAGGAGACUUUUGAUUAUCUGCUCCGACAUGUGGAUUCCGCAGAAGCCAAGGAGAUGGGGCUGUUUCUGAUCUCUGGAUACAACCUCUUCACACGGCCGGUUCCCGAUCCAUCAUGGAAACAUAUUGUCUUGGGGUUCAGGAAACUGACCCAGAAGGAGCUUGACCUCUUCCCCGGCUACAGCUACGGCUGGUUCAACACGGCCCUGAUCUUGGAGGGCAAAACCUAUCUCACCUGGCUUACAAACCAGUUGACCUCACGGAAGGUCCAGUUCUUCCACCGGAAAAUCAAGUCCUUCCAAGAGCUGACCGCUGAAGGGGUGGACGUUGUGGUGAACUGUACUGGGGUUCGUGCUGGAGAGCUACAGACUGACCCUGAGCUGUGUCCAGGCCGAGGACAGAUCAUCAAGGUGGAGGCCCCCUGGGUGAAACACUUCAUCAUCACCCAUGACGUUGACUCUGGGAUCUACAAGGAACCCUACAUCAUCCCCGGGAGCCGCACGGUGACCUUGGGGGGGAUAUUUCAGCUGGGGAACUGGAGUACAGAGAACAGCCCAGAGGACCGUAGAAAAAUCUGGGAAGGAUGCUGCAAGUUGAUGCCCAGCCUCCAGGGAGCCAAGGUAGUCGAGGAGUGGAGUGGCUUACGCCCAACGCGCCCUAAAGUCCGGCUGGAAUACCAGACCCUUCGUCAGGGGACGCUCCAAUCAGAGGUGAUUCACAAUUACGGUCACGGAGGGUUUGGGCUCACCAUUCACUGGGGCUGUGCCAUGGAAGCAGCCAAACUCUUUGGGAAGAUCCUAAAAAGCCAGAAGUUGACCAAGCCACCUCGGGCAAAUCUUUGAACAAGCGCAAAGGUGUAGAAAA
Molecule: messenger RNA, 1313 nt
Organism: Pseudonaja textilis
Lineage: Eukaryota; Metazoa; Chordata; Lepidosauria; Squamata; Elapidae
Gene: DAO
Product: D-amino acid oxidase
Biological process (GO): D-serine catabolic process; D-alanine catabolic process; L-proline catabolic process
Cellular component (GO): cytoplasm
Molecular function (GO): D-amino-acid oxidase activity; FAD binding
Source: RefSeq, a predicted model, not a curated record